GGAUAUUGCAGAGGAAAUUUAUCAGGGGUUGCGAAAGAAAGAAAGAAAGAAAGAAAGAAAGAAAGAAAGAAAGAAAGAAAGAAAGAAAAGAUUAAAUGUUGUAUGGAAAGGUUGUCAUCUCUGCAGCACAGUUAUAAUUAUCAGAGAGGGUCGAAACCAGUUCCACAGACAGGCGCUUGAAAAGAAAAGAAACCCUCUCCCUGGGCAGGUGCUCUUCUCUUCCUCCCGGCGCAUCGGGGAGUGAGAGCAGCAGUUCCGCUCUUUCUGCUUUGGGAGGGGAAGGAGGAGGCGUGUCCCUUCGCUGCCGCCUCUGCCCUCACGCCGAGGAGCCGCUGUGUCUCUCUGCCUCCGAGCUGCGGUGCCAGAGGCGCACUGCACAGGGAGCGCCGGCGCGACGCCUCGAGGGCUGCCGAGUCCGGGGGCUCUCCCUCCAAACUUCGCGGGACUUCCCCUCGCCUGCCCAACCAUGCCCUCCGCGUCUGCCGCGCUCCUUCAGCUCGACGCUGGCUGCAAGACCAGCAGCAGCGCCUCUCGCCAGCCAGCCCCGGUGGCUUCGGUAGCCGCGGCGCGAGGCAGGCGCACGGACUCGCCCGCCGCUCCGCGCUGAAGGCUGCCGCGCGGGCUUUCCCCGGGCGCCAAGACUCAGGGGGAGGGGGUUUCGAGGGGGCGCACGGCGCGCGCGCUCGGCUCUCUGACGGGACGGUGGAGAGCCGUCGCCGCCCUGCUCUCAGGAGGGACUCAGUCGGGAGCCAUAGUCAUUGCCUCGUCCAGCGAGAAGGGGACGGAGAGGGCUGAAGAAGACGGCAAAUAAGCGCGAGAGCCGCCAAAGGCGCCAGUUUGAGUCUGAGCAAGAGGCGGGCGGCGGCAAGGGUGGGCAACCGCACCCCGCCCUCCCCGCAGCCCGAGCCGCCGCUUCCCGCUCGCGCCCUUCUCCUCUUUCCUCCCCCCGAGCCAUGAACUUUGGCCGGGGGGUCCCGUCGGUGGUGGUGUUGAACGUGGGGGGCACCAAGUACUCCUUCUCUCGGGAGGUGCUGAAGGACUUUCCCCUGCGCCGGGUGAGCCGCUUGCACGGCUGCCUGUCGGAGCAGGACGUGCUGGAGGUCUGCGACGACUACGACCGCGAGCGCAACGAGUACUUCUUCGACCGGCACUCGGAAGCCUUCGGCUUCAUCAUGCUCUACGUGCGCUACGGCCACCUGCGCUUCGUGCCCCACAUGUGCGAGCUCUCCUUCUACAACGAGAUGAUCUACUGGGGCCUGGAGUGCUCCCACCUCGACUACUGCUGCCAGCGCCGCCUCGACGACCGCAUGUCCGACACUUACACCUUCUACUCGGCGGAAGACCUCCAGGCGGCCGAGCCCGCGGGAGGCUGGAGCGGGAGCAGCAGCAGUAGCAGCAGCUGCCACCAGAGCCGAGCAACAGCAGGAGGAGGAGGAGGAGGAGGGACCGACCAGGGCAGCAGCCCCGCAGCGCCCCCGGCUGGAGCCGAGGAGAAGAAAUGGCUGGAGAGGAUGAGGAGGACUUUCGAGGAGCCCACCUCUUCCUUAGCCGCCCAGAUCCUGGCCACGGUCUCCAUCCUCUUUGUCAUCGUCUCCAUGGUGGUGCUGUGCGCCAGCACCAUGCCCGAGUGGCGGGCGGCGGAGAACCGAAGCCUGGAGGAGCACAGCAGGUACACAGCAGACUCAUUGAGGGAGCCUUCAGGGAUAAUAGAAGCCAUCUGCAUAGGCUGGUUCACUGCAGAAUGCAUUGUGAGGUUCAUCGUCUCCAAAAACAAGUGUGAGUUUGUCAAGAGACCCCUGAACAUCAUUGACUUGCUGGCAAUAACUCCCUACUACAUCUCUGUGCUGAUGACAGUUUUUACAGGGGAGAAUUCUCAGCUCCAGAGAGCUGGAGUCACCUUGAGGGUCCUGAGAAUGAUGAGGAUUUUUUGGGUGAUUAAGCUUGCCCGUCACUUCAUUGGCCUUCAGACACUUGGCCUGACUUUAAAGCGAUGCUAUAGGGAGAUGGUAAUGUUGCUCGUCUUUGUUUGUGUUGCUAUGGCAAUUUUCAGUGCACUCUCCCAGCUCCUUGAACAUGGGCUGAACUUGGGAGAACCAAAUGAGGGCUAUGCCAGCAUCCCGGCUGCCUGCUGGUGGGUGAUCAUCUCUAUGACCACUGUUGGUUACGGUGAUGUAUGUCCCGUCACUAUACCUGGGAGGAUUCUUGGAGGGAUUUGUGUGGUCAGUGGGAUUGUUUUGCUGGCCCUGCCUAUUACUUUCAUCUAUCACAGCUUUGUGCAAUGUUACCAUGAGCUCAGGUUCCGGUCUGCUAGGUACAGCAGGAGCCUCUCUGCUGAAUUCUUAAAUUAAUGAAUAGCACAAAUCCAUUUCAUCAUAGCAAUUACGUUUUGCAACUUUUCGGUGAAAGCAACUGACAGGAUAUUCCUUGUUCCUUCCGUUCUUGGUGACUGGUGAAUUGAGGAGCAACGUCUCGUGCCCAUAGGAGAAGACUUUUCCUGUCUCUACCUGAAGGAUAUCUGCUUACUUUUUGCCCUGUAGUAACUGAAAUUCACAAGGAUGCAAAAUUAAAGUCUUCAUUUUCUCAAUUUCAAGAGGUUCCUACUCUUGUGGAUUUGCAGGUGGUAUAUCCAAUUCGGGUGACUCGCACAUCUUUCCAAUAAUACCCUAGUUUUCAAAACUUUUUUUAAAAUGCUGAUUUUAACUUCCAGGUAUAUUUUCAGGAAUAUGUUUUACACACUUCAGCCACAAUCUAGAGACCCCAAGUGGUUAUCUCUUUGAACCAGAGAUGCGUGGGGGAGGUUGUUUGUUUUUAAAUUCAUAUUGCAUGGCAAGCCACUCUUGAAAUUUUGUGGGGAGGGUUUGCAAAAACAGUAUAGGGAGGGAAUGCUUCUGUUCCAGAAAAAGUCAACAAUCCCACAAACUAUGAGUAAUUCCCUGGGCAUGCCCAAAGAUGCAAUCUCUGGAUUGUAGUCCUUGUACGUACAUUAUGGGUUAUCGUCAAUCCUGGAAGCUUGUCAGGAAUGGCCUCCUGUCUCCUCUGAGAAGCACUUUUAUUUUAUUUUAUUUUAACAUUUAUAUCCCGCUCUUGCUCCAAGGAGCCUGGAGCAGUGUGCAUAGUUGUGUUUAUCCUCACAACAACCCUGUGAGUUAGGUUGUCAUAUUGUCACUUCCUUCACCAAAAGCAAUAUUUUAAGACAAAACCAAAGUGCUUCAAAAAAAUUGGAAAAACCUCUGUUUGACCAGAGACAUUACUGAGACAACGAAAUGAAAUGAGUAUGCACCCACAACAAAUGAUCCUUCUGUCAUACCAGUUCCAGCUCUCCCCUUGAGAGGUGCUUGCUUUUCUCCAUUAGCCAAGUGUAAAACAUGAAUCAUGGCCUCCUCUUAACAUCAGAACCCCUUACAAAAGUGGCUUUCAAACAGUGAUCUGGACAAUAAUCAAAGUUCAUAGAUGACCACAUCAGAAAUGGCAGAUAAGCAAAGACAAAAGCCCUAUUCAGAUAUUAUGUUGUACAUGUGUGCAGAUAACUGUACACAUCUAUGUGCUUUUGUGUGAAUGACUGCACAUGCAUUCACUUUAAAAGCUUGCUGAUGUACAGGCUCCCUCAAACACAGGGUAGGUUGCAAGCAGUGUCCCCGUAACAGGGAUUCUCAGAUGUUUGACUACAGCUCUCAUAAUUCCCAGCCAAAGGCCAUUGCAGCUGGGAAUGCUGCGAGUUGUAGUCAACAACGACUGGGAAUCCCUGUUACAGGGAACACUGGUUGGACGUGUACUACGGGGCAUGUGCUCAACAUAUUGUAUGCAUAAUCUGGAUGUGCGUAUGCUGUACACAGAUUGUAUGCGUGUUGAACAUAAGAUAUGAAUAGGGCUAGCUUUGCUGCCAAUAUUUUCUUGCAGUGUGCAGCCACAGGUAGGGAUGUGCACAAAAUGGUUCGAAUCUGGACUGGAUUCGAACCGACAUGGCAUGGCUUGGUUUUGGUGCCGGUCGAGCCGGAACUGGUCCAGCUCGACCACCAAACUCAUACAGAGUUAUACUGGUAAAAAGGAAUCCGGAGAGAAUUCCUCUUUACCAGUACAAAGGCAGGGGGGCUGUCCUAAGUAUAGAGUGGGUGGGAGGAGAGUAAAUCUGUACUCACAAGUACAGGCAGUGCCCCCCCCCGCUCCUCACUGGCUUCUCCCUUGAGUAGCCAGGGCCAGCGACAGCUCAGUUUGGGCCUCUGCGCACGUGUGGAGGCCAUAUUAGUGACUUCUGUGCAUGCUCAAAGGCCAUUUGUGUGGUCAUGUAAAUGGCCUUUAUGCAUGCAGAGGUUACUAAUAUGGCCUCCACAUGUGUGUAGAGGCCUGAACCGGGCCUCCACCGGCCCUGGAUAUUUGGGGGGGGGGCGCUUCUAUUUGUGAGUACAGAUUUACUCUCCUCCUGUCCCCUCUAUACUUAGGACAGCCCCCCGGCCCUGUGCUGGUAAAGGGGAAUUGUCACCAGAUUCUCCUUUACCAGUAUAGCUCCGAACCGGUUUGGUAGUUGAGCCAAGCCUGGUUGGUUCGUAAAUGUGGUCACACAAAUGGCCUUUGCACAUGCACAGAGGUCAGUAAUAUGGCCUCCGCCGACCCUGAAUAUUCCGGGGGAGGCCAGCAGAGGUGGUGGGGAGCCACUGCCACCCCUCUUCCAUGGCUGCCUCAGCCACCACUUGUGAGUACAGAUUUAUCCCCUCCCAUCCCCUUUAUACUUAUGACAGCCCCCUGCUUCGAACUGGGCUCAGUUCAGUUUGAACUCGGACCAGCCGAGGCUGGUCUGGUUCAACCCCCAGCCCAUCAAACCGGGAUGCUGUGAGGUUAAGCCAGGCUCGAAUCGAGUUGGCUCACACACCCUUAGCCACAGGGAAUUGGUGAGGGCAGAAGGGGGCAAAUUCUCCAUUCAUGUAGAGUGAAUUGGCUUAAUGGACCUAGCCAUGUCCCUGUGAAUUUCUCCAUAGAGUACUCCCCAGUUUCCUCCCUUGAUACACAGAGACUUCUUGGCAGAUGUGUCAGUACACAGAGUUUCCUGUAUAUAGAAUGUUUGAAAACCAUUGCCUUACAAAUGCUUGAGUCACUGGCUAAAGUAAUCUUAAUCAUCUAUUUGCAUGUAAAAACCAGACCACUACUGGUAGAUUGUUGUUUGAGUCUCUCUCCUCUUGUCCCCAAAGGAUUUAAGAGCAGGAGUUGACCUGUUGCUGCAUUUAAUUCUGACCCUUCCCCAUGCCCCCAAGGCCAUCCAACUGAGGGUAUAAUCUGUUGUCUGUUAAAGCCAAGUAAAUCUGUAUUAACAAAAGUGGGGUCAGUAUUGCUACCAAAUUCCAGAUUUACAACAGAGAUGAACAUUUGUCCUUAUUUGUCUUCUGCCAUAUGUUUUCUGUGGCACCAGCCUUUGCCUUUUCUGAAAAUAGCUUUCAAACUCUAAAAACUUUACUUGGGAAUAAGUCUGAUUGAUGUGAUGGAACUUUUUUCCAGUUAAGUAUGUUAGGAUCAGUGAGAAAAAAAAAUUAUGGGAGGGAACCUCUAUUAAAUUUUAUAUAAAGAGCAGAGCAAAAUUUGGUUGCUGAGAAGGGGAUUGAUGAUUUUAGUGGGGACUCACUGUGUGAGUUACAACUGAGCAUGAGUUAUGUUGCCAUCUCAGUUCCAUCAGUAUGAUGGCAUUUAUUCAAAAGCCUUGAAUGUACAGUUUGAUUGUUCAGAAUGAAUGUACAAUCACAUGCAGUUGCCAGAACGGUGUAGUGGAUAAAGUGUAAGAAUUGCGUUCAAAUUCCAUUCUCAGCUAUAAAAGUCAGUGGGUGAUUCUGGGCAAGUAUAAACUGGACAGCAAAUGUGAUCAACAAAUAGGCCUAGGGAAACCAUGGGAGUCUGAAAUGUUGAAAAAGCGGGAUGCUCAUAGCAUAUGCUUUGCAUUGAAAAUGGUUCCAGGUUCAGUCCCUGACAUCUCCAGGUAGGGCUGGGAAAGACUCCUGCCUGAAACCCUGGAGAGCAGCUGCCAGUCAGUGUAGACCAGGGAUUCUCAACCUUGGGUCCCCAGAUGUUAUUGGACUUCAAAACCCAUAAUCCCCAGUCCCAGUGGCCUUUGGUUGGGGAUUAUGGGAGUUAAAGUCCAAUAACAUCUGUGGACCCAACAUUGAGAAUCCCAUGUGUAGGUGAUACUGAGCUAGAUUAUAGAUAGAGCAGUGGUCUGAGUCUAUAUAAGACAGCUUCCUAUGUUCCUAUGGAAAUGCUCCAGGUAAAAUGUUGCAGAGAAGUAAGGCAGUAGGGAAAUAGUUCUGCAAAGUACAAAUGUUCUAAUCUAACCACAAGAAGUAAGUAACUUUGGUUACUAAUAACAAGUAACCAAAAUUCUCUGGCUCAGGGGUAGGCAACCUUAGCUGUCCAACUGUUAUUGAACUUCAACACUCAUCAUCCCCAGCCACAAUAAAUUGUGGCUGGGAAUGAUGGGAGUUGUAGUUCAACAUCUGCUGGAGAUCCAAGCUUGCCUACCCCUGCUCUAACGUCUAAUCAUUUUGCUGAAGCCAGUCACACCUCUCUGCAACCAGGAACAGUAACAUUUUGCCCCUUCAAAAAAUUGAGACACGUUGGAUUACAUUUUACUGAAACUCACCAUUAGCUAUGCUUCAUGAUGCUGGCAUAUUCUGAGACAUAUUCUAUAUAUCACAAUCAAAUGGGAUUUGUUAUCUCUGUGUUAGAUGAUAAUCCUUAUUGAAGGAAGCCAUUGCAGACUGAUUUAUUUUAAUGUAUUUUAUUGACUGAACAAAUGAAACUAAAACACAGCUCCACUGAUAUGGAAAAAGGAGCUCUCUAGCUGAAUGUAAGUUGUGCUAUGUGAAAAGCAUUAUGUACUCUCUUGUAAAUGUAGAACAAGAAUAAAAGAAUUAUUGUUCUUAUAUAGUACUGCUCACUGGCAUCAUGAUUAUGACUUGGAUAAGCUUUCACAAAAAUCUAUGCUGCUAAACAUUAAAUGUAGUUACAGUGAAGCCAGUUCUGACUGCUGACAGACAUUGUUGACAUGAAACCUUUUUUUGUUUUAUAGGGACUCAGAAUCUUCUAUAUAUUUGCAUUUCAUGUGUUCACCUUAUUUUUUAAUUUUUAUUUUUAAAGGCAAAAAAUAUGGCCCCCCCAAAUGGCAAAAUGUUUAUGGUAAAUAUGUAUUGGAGCAUUUCUUGUUUGUAUGCAUUUCCAUUUUUUAAGAAUGUGAGGAGAGAAUGCCUGGCAUCUGGAAGCUGUUUUUAAAAUUAUAUUAUUUACAUCCUCGUUACUCAAGACAGCUUUCUGUCAUGAUCAUCUCAAGCACAGUUCUACCGUGUGUCUCAGUUGUGUAGCCCCAGCAAGAGAGCUGGUCUUGUGGCAGGGAACAUGAAUUGUUCUUGUUGCUAAGCAGAGUCUGCCCGGGUGUGCAUUUGAAUGGGAGACUACAUGUGAGCACUGUAACAUGGAUGGUGCCCGCUCUGGGUAAGAGCAAAAGGUUCCAGGUUCCCUCCCUGGCAUCUCCAAAUAGGGCUGAGAGAGACUUCGGCCUGUAACUUUGAGAAGCCGCUGUCAGUCUCUGUAGACAGUAUCGAGCUAGAUGGAUCUAUGCUCUGACUCAGUAUUUGGCAGCUUUUAAUGUUCCAAUUAUGCCCUACAUAAUUAACUCCAGAAGAAACUGUAUGUGUCUGUGUGCACAUCCAUGCACAACUGUAGUACUUGCUUACAUAUGGAAAAUUAAAAUGAUGUGCAAAAUAAAGGGAAUCAAGGGUCCUGAUCAGUCACCAGAGAACACAGGGAAGUUUCACAUGUGAGGGGGUGAGUGAACCCAUGUGUGCCCAAACAGUAGAUAGCAUAAUAAGCUCUGAAGGGGCCUGAGAGCAAGAACUGAACAUGGAUCAUUUAUGUUCCAUUGGAUAAUUUCCCCAUAGGGAUCAGUGGGGAGCUCAAAAAUAUUAAUACCUCCCAAAUGGCUGGGCAGAAGCCCCGAAAUUUCUCAAGGAUUUGAUGGUAGCAUCAAUUGUGUUUAAAACUCUUUUAAAAAAAUUAAUUAAAUAUUAAUGGGUGGACUGAGCUCCUUGAAGAUCCACACAAUUAAUGCUACCAUCAUGUAGGAGCUCCAUGUGAAAUUUUAGAGCUUUCUGCACAGCCAUUUGGGAGGUAUUAAUAUUUUAAAGUUCCCCAUUGAUCCCUAUGGGGAAAUUAUGAUUUAAGGUGAAAAUCUGGGUACAGCUCCCUCUAGUAGCUACCUGUGUUCAUUGCACACAUUUGCUCAAUAGUAGAUCCAUCCCUCACUAGAUAAGGCCAUCCAUGUUACUGGACCACAUUCAGUAGCCAUAUUCAAACCAUAUUCUGUUCUAAGUGUGAGCUGUUUACAAGCACCAAAGUAACUGCUCUAAUAAGAUGAGUGCUCGUGGAUGCUCAGUGACCACUGUAGUAGCUUUGAGACUCAUGUGCCUGCAUCCCCCAAAAUAAAUUUACCUAAACAUUGUCUAUGUAAUCAUUUUAAAAAGAAAAAUCAUAUUUAUUCAACAUCUACAGGCAUACUGGACAAGCAAUUUUGAAACCUUUUUGAAGGCAAACUCUUGCUCAUAAUCACUAUUAUGCAGCCCUAAUAAUCAAUGCUUAAAGCUUUAAUAAUGGGGCUUACUCAAGAUUUGCCCAGAGUUAGAAACCUCCUAAAGUUACAGAGGCAUUUGUGCUCUUAAGAGCUUGCAUGUCAGCAAUGUGUGGCUUUCCCCAUCACUUCUCUCCAUGAUGGAAAGAACUGCUCUUCUCCAGUUUUCUUCUUGUUGAGCAACUGUUAAGAGCCUUUUCUGGGAAAGGAUUGGCAAUUCAACAUCCAGUUGCCUGGAAAGAAACUGAUAACUAAUACAGAAGACUACUUGUGAAAUGGACACCGUGACUGGGUAUAAUAUAUUGUGUCCUGUUCUCUCUCAGUGUUCAGUCAUUCAGCAACAUACUCAUUAUAUGAACAAAAGAAACAAAUGCAGGAGUCUGUUUUUAAAACUUAGUGAAAAAUACAUACGAACUCAAAGCUCUCAUACAUAGUACCGUGCAGUACAGUGUGAUCAUGUUGAUACACUUUUCUCCGUCUUCUAGUUUUUUAAUGUUGAGUUUUCUGACCCUUCUGCCUGGGUCAGAAGGGGAGUUUGUAGUUUUCAGUUUUGCUGAGUCCAGCCCAUGCCCAAUAUCUGAACAAAUGAAAAAUGACAUCAAAUAGCAACCUAGAUAAAUUUAAUAGUCCCUUCAUCCCCUUGGAUUUAAGAUACAUCUUAACGCUUUUGUAUCAUUAGUAUCAACAGGAGUUAAGCAGGCAUGCAUGUGUAUACCCAUAAAAGUGCUUAACAUUAGUUUCUGGGCACAAUAAAGUUCUGGUUUUGACCUUUAAAGCCCUGAAUGAUCAGCUGUGUGAUCCCUGAAGAAGCUCCUCUUUUGAUAUAUGAUCCCUCCAUGCCUUGAGAGAUCUGAAAAGGACCUGCCAUAGGUUCCCUUCCAUUCAAAGCUUUUACCAAAACCAGGAUUGUCAUAGAAACAUUACAUUUUAGAGUUGGAAAGAAAGUCUAAUCCAGCCUCCUGCUCAAGAAACUGCUUCAGCAUCCCUCACAGUUGGCCAUCCAGCCUCUGUCUGAAAACCUCUUACAAAGGAGAUCCCUGCACGAAGCAGAUCUGUGGUGGCUGCUUUCCCUGAAUCUCCUUCUCAAGGGAGAUUCAACUGGCCACUUUUAAAAAGAAAAUUGAAAAGGGUCAAGGCAUUCUUUGCUAGGAAGGCUUUAACAAGAUUUUAAAAGACUGGUGAAAACAAAAUGUUUUCUUGUCCUCCUAAAAGGAUCAGUAGAGCAGAUUUACCUCCAGUGUGUCUUGUACCAUGGAAAUUUCCUGGUAGAUUGUGUCUGUUGUUUUAUAAAGAAAUUUAGAAUAGAGGGUACAACAGAAUUCUUCUGUACUAGAGCCACUGAAGGCAAAUGGGACCCAUCCAAGAGUAUCUUCAGCACAAAUUUCAUUAUUUAAAGAGCUCUCAGCAUUUGACAUUCUCCGUGGAACAUGCUUGUAGUUUUUACAAAUCCAUUAUAAGGAAUAUGAUGCGCUAUUUACCUACCAGAAUGUUUAUUUAAUGUAUACUAAUAGUACGUAUGUUAUACCUAAAAAUGCAGUUGCAUUGCAGAAUGUAAAAUUGCUUACUUGUCUUUAUUUUGUUUUUGUAUUACAAUAAAUUAUUUUGAAUAGGA
This is a messenger RNA of Hemicordylus capensis (graceful crag lizard), 10208 nucleotides long. It is a transcript of the gene KCNG3, whose product is annotated as potassium voltage-gated channel modifier subfamily G member 3. Gene Ontology annotation, cellular component: voltage-gated potassium channel complex; membrane. The transcript is spliced from 2 exons. NCBI's taxonomy places the organism in Eukaryota, Metazoa, Chordata, Lepidosauria, Squamata, Cordylidae. The coding region runs from base 954 to 2348 and encodes 464 amino acids. Gene Ontology annotation, biological process: potassium ion transmembrane transport; protein homooligomerization. The record is from RefSeq and is a predicted model, not a curated record. Gene Ontology annotation, molecular function: protein binding; delayed rectifier potassium channel activity.